AUGACUACGUUAUUCCCCAGCCCGAUUGAUGACGACCAAGAAAUGGAGGAAGUUCUUUCUUCAGAGGACGAUGGAGAUGACGUAUGUGUUAUGGACCGUUGCCAUCUCUUGUUGUACGGUAAUACAUUUUAUUUAUAGGCGGUGAAAGUUCGAAGGAAACAGAAGAAAGGCGCACUCACCUGCGGAUUCAAAAGUGAUUUUGUAUUCGUAGAUGAUAACAUGGAGGAGGAUGUGGAUCAUUACGACGGAAUAAAGCCCUAUCUGAAAAAAACGGUGGCCAUCUCUUUGCAGGACAAGAUAGAUGAAGAGAGAAGGCGGCUUCAGAUAGCUGAUAAAGUGGUUUUAGGAGGGGCCGCUGAAGAUGAGGAAACUGUUGUUAAAGAAGACGGAGGGCUAAUUCAAGAAAUGACUGAAACCUCGGGUACGGUAGCAGUUUUUAAUCAACGUACUUUUUAGAUAAAAUCCGAGAGAAGCGAGUGAAGGGCAUUAGUCAGAAGAACUUCUUUGAUGAAGAAUCAGAAAGCUUGACCAACGUGUCAGAUUCCCUUAGCUUCUAUGACAUGAAAUUGAGCAGACAAGUAUUGAAGGUAAGGUUGGUGGUGUAAAAUUUUAUUUUUAGGCUGUUAUGGAGUUGGGGUACAGUCAACCAACCCCAAUCCAGUCCGCGUGCAUCCCCGUUGCUCUUGCAGGAAAAGAUAUUUGUGCUUGUUCGGCAACUGGUACAGGAAAAACUGCGGCUUUCAUGCUACCAAUCCUAGAGAGGCUAUUGUACAAGUCGAAGGGACAACGUUCCACUACCCGUGUUUUGGUUCUGGUACCUACCCGAGAGUUGGCUAUCCAGGUCUUUCAAGUGUCUCGGAAGUUGGCAAAGUUCACCAACGUUGAGAUAUGUCUUUGUGCAGGUGGGUUAACUUUAUUUGAAUAA
Bursaphelenchus xylophilus (pine wood nematode) is the source of this 925-nucleotide messenger RNA. The record is from the annotation of a GenBank genome assembly. Lineage: Eukaryota; Metazoa; Nematoda; Chromadorea; Rhabditida; Aphelenchoididae.